UUGGUUAUUGCUAGGGGACAGACAGCUUCAGAGCAGCCGCGACAUCAUCUUCAAUUUGGGGCAGAAAUCUGCAGCUUUCAUCGCUUUGUGCAGCUCGGGUGUAACCUCUGCAGUGACACAGCCGGACGUGUUUGAGUCUCUGACGGUAGACAAACAAACCAGCCCGUGUGCCCCGACAUAUGAUGUAGUUUAUCGCCGGUCCGGGGGUUUGUUUAUCAGGUGUGACAGACGGAGACCUGGCUGCCUACGACUUCUUCGAUUUGUUGCUGACAUAAAGGACUCAAACUGGCUGACAUGGAUGAACAGAGUGUUGAGAGCAUCGCCGAGGUGUUUCGCUGCUUCAUUUGUAUGGAGAAGCUGAGGGAUGCUCGUCUCUGCCCGCACUGCUCCAAACUCUGCUGCUUUAGCUGCAUACGACGAUGGUUGACAGAGCAGAGAGCCCAGUGUCCACACUGCCGGGCUCCACUCCAACUUAGGGAGCUGGUCAACUGUCGUUGGGCAGAGGAGGUCACCCAGCAGCUGGACACCCUGCAGCUCUGCAGCCUCACCAAGCAUGAGGACAACGACAAGGACAAAUGUGAGAACCACCACGAGAAGCUGAGUGUUUUUUGUUGGACCUGUAAGAAAUGCAUCUGUCACCAGUGUGCUCUGUGGGGAGGCAUGCAUGGUGGCCACACCUUCAAGCCUCUGGUGGAGAUCUACGAGCAGCAUGUGACUAAAGUGAAGGAAGAGGUUGCCAAGCUCCGCCGACGCCUCAUGGAGCUCAUCAGUCUGGUGCAAGAAGUGGAGAGGAACGUGGAGGCUGUCAGGGGAGCGAAGGACGAGAGGGUCAGAGAGAUCCGAAACGCUGUGGAAAUGAUGAUCGCCCGUCUGGACAAUCAGCUGAAGAACAAACUCAUCACCCUCAUGGGCCAGAAGACGUCCUUGACCCAGGAGACGGAGCUGCUGGAGUCUCUCCUGCAGGAAGUGGAGCAUCAGCUCCACUCCUGUAGUAAGAGUGAACUGAUCUCCAAGAGUCCAGAGAUCUUGCUCAUGUUCCAGCAGGUCCAUCGGAAACCCAUGCAAUCUUUCGUCACUACGCCGGUCCCUCCAGACUUCACCAGUGAGCUGGUUCCUGCCUACGACUCAAGCACUUUUGUUCUGGUCAACUUCAGCACCCUGAGGCAGCGGGCCGACCCUGUCUACAGCCCUCCUCUACAGAUAUCUGGGCUCUGCUGGAGACUCAAAGUCUACCCAGAUGGAAAUGGUGUGGUCCGUGGAAACUACCUGUCUGUCUUCUUGGAACUGUCUGCUGGACUCCCUGAAACAUCAAAGUAUGAGUACCGUGUGGAGAUGGUCCAUCAGGCCUCCAGUGACCCAACCAAGAACAUCAUUCGUGAGUUUGCCUCUGACUUUGAGGUUGGUGAAUGCUGGGGCUACAACCGCUUCUUCAGACUGGAUCUUCUGGCCAGCGAGGGCUACCUGAACAUGCAGACCGACACAUUGGUCCUUCGCUACCAGGUUCGCUCGCCCACAUUCUUCCAGAAGUGCAGGGAUCAGUACUGGUACAUCAGCCAGCUGGAGUCUGCCCAGAGUGGGUACAUCCAGCAGAUCAACAACCUCAAAGAGAGGUUGGCCAUUGAGCUGUUUCGCCGUCAGACCUCACGCAGCUCCUCACCCCCUGAUAUGCGGCUCGCUGCAGGUACCACAGCCUCCGAAAGAGACCCUCGCUCUGUGAAGAGCGAUGACGACAUCCAGACCACAUUGAGCAACACUAAAAAAGGCGAAGAAGAAGGAGAGAGGACCCAGCACGAUGACUCCAAUGAGCUGUCAGACGGUGACUUGGAGGUAGACUGUCUGACAGAGGAGGAGGUGAACCCGCUGGAUGGCAGCAGCACCUCAGGGAGCUCCACGGCCACCAGCAACACAGAGGAGAACGACAUAGAUGAAGAGACCAUGUCAGGAGAGAAUGAUGUAGACUUUAUUGGGAACCUGGAGACAGAAGAAGGAGAGCUUCCUGAUGACUUGGCUGGAGCCACAGGUGGAUCCAGCUCCAGUGUGCGUUCCUUACAUCGCAGCGCUGCUGCUGCUGCUGCUGCUGCUGCUGGUCGCAGUGUCAGUGGUAGCGGAGCUGCUGCUGGUGGUGCUGUUGGUCCAGGCAACAACAGCCUCCUGGAGAUCGAUCCGGUCAUCCUGAUCCAGCUGCUGGAUUUAAAGGAGCGCAACAGCGUGGAGUCUCUGUGGGGUCUUCAGCCUCGGCCUCCUGUAUCUCUUCUGCACAGCCAAGCUCAUCCUCACUCCAGGAAAGAGCGAGAGCGGCGGCCUCAGGUGGUGCGACGCUCAGCUCCGGACUCAGGGGUCCUGAUACGCCUCAAGGCUCAGAUGGCUGAGGUCCGCAGCAAGAUGUCAGAUGUGAAGAGUCAAGUGCUGGAUGCCCGGGGGGCUGGAGAGCCCAGGCCUGGCACAUCGGGGGGCUUCGGUGCGGAGGAGGUACCCUCUCACCACGCUGAUUCAGAGUUGUCGGCUUGUCGUAAGCCCGGUGAGCUGGACCUGCUUGGGAGAGCAGCUGCAGGUCGAUCCAGGCCUUGCCGCCCUGCCAGGAAAUCUCUCUCCCCGGUCCUGGACAGCGGUGGCUCUCUGGUUAUGAAGAGGAGGAGUCCAGAGGAGAUGGAGAAGGACCUGAGAGGAGCAGACGUGGCUAGUGAGCUCAGCCUGCACCUUAAAGAGGUGCUGGGAGGUGCAGAGGGAGUGCUGAAGACAGACGGCACCCAGGGCCCCCUUGUGUCUCUCAGCGGCUCCUCUUCAGAGCAGGCCUCCACCUCCAAGCAGCAGUACUCAAUGGAGCAGCAGCUGUAUGGGGCCUCAGGGUCCAGGGACGACAUCUUCUCCUUGGGAGGACCUAGCUACCUGACUGCCAGCAAGAACUGUGGCAGCAGGACCCUAGGGGCAGCCAUGUUGGACUGUGAAUCUGAGAGCUCGGGAAACUCCCAUCAGUCCUUGCUGGAGGGACCAUCUGCACAGCCACAGUCAAAUGAAGAUAAGUCUCCAUCUGUCCUGGUGGCAGCAACAAGCAGUGACAGCGACACUGAGGACGAAGCCCUGCAGAGCAACAACUCUCGCUACGACAACCAGACUCCUCCUUGUACAGGAGAGCAGCUUCUGUCUGACGACAUGAGCCUGCCUGCUGACAGGUGAUUCCCUCUGAGCCCGUCGGACCAGGAAACCAACUGCUUUAUCCUAAAUGGCCACACGACGAUGCAAUAAUGGCCGGAGACAACACACACGCUAGUUAAACAGAUCUGUAGAGUAGAAACUGCUUGUUAUGCAUGAAGUCAAAACGACGACAGUACAACGGCUCACCUGCUUGUCCAGAAUAUUUUCAGAAAUAAUGCUAAUGACAGCCAGUUAUUCAGGUACUUGUGGUGGUGUUAAGGGAAAUAUUAUUGGUUCAGAUGACUGCUGAAACUGCCCCUUUUCACCUCUUUUCUAAAAAAAAAUUUCUCAGUGAUUCGAUAGUUCAACAGUGACCUCAGCCGUCGUUUUCUACGACACUGUUUUUACCCUGUUGCAUUUCUUGGUCAUCGUUAUAUGGAGAUUUACAUACUUCCAGUUCUUUCAUGGUCAGUUCAGUAAAUACAUCCAAGAAAAACAUGACAGCCGUUACAGCCGUUUGUGCAAUGACUGAAUUUCUAAAAAUCUUUAGGUCAUAAAAACUAUUGGUGCAUCUUAUUUUAUUUAACAAACCUGAAAUAUUUCAUUUUACUCGGACUGCACUGCAGGCCAUUUAGCCACUUUAAUUAACGUUUAGCACAAACCCGUUACCUUCUCGGUGUAUAAACGCUUUUGUAAGUCUGAUAAGUCUACAACAUAUUUGCAAGAGUCAGAGGAUAAAACUGUACAUAAUCUGUAGCCUGUAAAUAAGAGCUUAGUGUUUUAUAACAGCUUGCUGUUGAUGUUUAAUUCAGCCCGUCUGGGCUUUAAUUUCCACACUAUCUCUACUGUCUUCACCCAUGACCCUGCACUUACCAGCGUUGGUGCUAGAAACACUGAAUUCACUCCUCAAACACUCAGUUUUAGUGACACUGCAGCUUGUUGCAUAAAAUGAGUUUUUCUUUUCCUGAGGUGAAGAGACACUUAAUUAACUUUCCUGGAAACUUGUGUAAAUGUCUUCUCUCUUUAUAAGCGCAGCAGCAGCGAACGCAGUGUCGGUCUUUACUGUAUAUGACAUUUAAAAAGGCUAAAUGAUCAUUGAAUCACAUGGAUUAUAAAACUGCUCCUAUACUGAUGUUUGAGGGAUGAAACUUUGUUACAGAACAGAAUCUGCAGCAUGUGUCAAUGGUCCAAAAGUGAGUGUUUUUGCUUCAACGUCACUGACUGGAGCUUACAAGUCCAUGUUCUUUCAUUCCCAGAGAGCUAUCUCACCACAAUUUAUUCACCACGCAACUAAAAAUUCAGCCAUUAUUAUUCAUUUAAAAAGAGUACGGAAACAAGAGGAAGCGGCUAGCAAAGUUAAUCAAACCCAUUGUGAUGUGAUGCAGAUAGAGUCUCUCAUUCAGACUAUAAAUCAACACUGAAUCAAACAGUACGGCUUUGUAAGAGUGUGACAUGAGCUGCACCUCUGGCCUCUUGCUAUUGAUGUUUAAUUCAGUCCGUCUGGGCUUUAAUUUCCACAUUAAAUCCACUUUCCUCACCUUAUGACCCUACACUUAGCAGCGUUGGUGCUAGAAACACUGAAUUCACUCCUCAAACAUUCAGUUUCAGAUGAGAUGAUUGGGGGAAAAAAGUUAGUGGCAUCACAGUAGCCGUCAAAAACAAAAUACCUAACACAUGCAGGUAAUUUUUUUGCCUAGUGAAUAAUUGUUGCUGGUGUUAGGUGAGCUCUGACAAUUUAGCAGCAAAACGUUGUUUAAGAUGUCCCUGCUUACUCUACAGUAGAAAGUGUUUUCAUUUAAAAACUGCUGAGUUGAGGCAGAUGACAUUGUCUCUCAAAAUGUUUUUUUGUUGUUUUUUUAUGCCGUGAGCUCCACAAAUGAAAUUGCAUUUUGCUUUAAUUGGCUUGGGAAAAGGCAGACGUUUGAGAGAAUGUUUUUGCAAUGUGGGUGAAUGGACCAGUCGAGUAGAAACUGAUUUAUUAACGUUUUUUUUUUAUUUUGAUAUAACUUGACCACAAAGGUAUAGAAAUUAUGUAACAUGUUUUGUGCUACACUGUUUGCUUGCUGCUUCACUGGAUUUUCUUCAUGGAUAUAUUACUCUUCACCUCACUACUCUUACUCAACAUAGCAAACUUGAAAAAUGUCACACUGACAUGAUUUCUAAACGCUGGUGAGAUUGAAAACAUGUUUGGAAAUUGAGCAGUUUAACAGACUUAUCAUUGAGCCACUCUUAUUUUGAAGGCCACUUAUGAUUGGAUUGAAGAAGCAACAUUAUUCCAAACCUCUGCAGUCGUUAGUUUACAUUGUAAAUAUCUUGGUGUAUAUACAGUUGUGGGGCUUGCUGUACAUGUGCCUGAAAGUGCAUGGCUUUUAUUGGCUGAAAUGAAGGAGGAAGGAUGUCUUGUUUGCACCAAGACCAUGUCAAAUUCAACUCAGUUCCUACACGAGAAUGAAGAUUUUUGAAAUGUUAAUAUUUCCCCUACAAUUUCAGACCACUUGAUCAUGUGGUUUUUGACUUUUCCUCUGUUACUGCUGCUUUACAUGUUCAUGGUUGAGGCGCUGGAAACAGUAGCCGGCCUCCCACCGUUUAUUAACAGUUUUUCCUAUUUGUGCUUGUUGUGUCAAAAGCUGCUUUUAUUUUGAAUGUUCCCAGAAUGCACUAUGAAUUAUUUGAUGUGUACAUUUCCUUAAUAUGGAAUAAAUAAAAUGUUUUAAGAUCCUGGAAA
This is a messenger RNA of Larimichthys crocea (large yellow croaker), 5857 nucleotides long. RefSeq names its product tripartite motif containing 37 (gene trim37). Gene Ontology annotation, cellular component: peroxisomal membrane; ESC/E(Z) complex; aggresome. Gene Ontology annotation, molecular function: zinc ion binding; ubiquitin protein ligase binding; tumor necrosis factor receptor binding. Gene Ontology annotation, biological process: protein autoubiquitination; protein monoubiquitination; aggresome assembly. Lineage: Eukaryota; Metazoa; Chordata; Actinopteri; Sciaenidae. The record is from RefSeq and is a predicted model, not a curated record. The transcript is spliced from 25 exons. Bases 295 to 3174 code for a protein of 959 amino acids.